GGGAACGUUUCUAAGAAGUUGAAGCUAUCAAGCUAUUUUGUUUCAGUUAGGAAUUAUGAAUAAUUCCGUCUAUGGCGAUGGCUCGAACAUUUCAGAACUAGUUCAACCGCUCUGUGUCUCCCACAACCAAAGCACUUUCCCGCCACUGCGACUGGAAUCAAAAUCGCUGGUCACUUCAGCCACUAUGUUCGCUUUUGGAGUCAUGGGGAACCUCAUUGCCAUUGUUGUGUUAUGCAUCUCAAAGAAAGAGCAGAAGGAGACCACUUUCUAUACGCUGGUUGUUGGAAUGGCUAUCACGGACCUGUUGGGCACCUGUUUCACCAGCCCGGUGGUUAUCGCCACCUACAUAGCCCAGAGGUGGCCCGGUGGAGAGCUACUGUGUGACUUUUUCUCGUUCUCUAUGCUCUUUUUCGGCUCGGCUGGAAUGUCCAUUCUGUGCGCUAUGGCAGUGGAACGAUACCUGGCCAUAAACCACGCGUAUCUUUACUCCCAAUACAUUGACCGGACGACGGCGCGUUUGGCGCUCAUGGGCAUCUACCUAGCUAACAUUGUGCUGUGCAUCAUGCCCAGCUUUGGUUUCGGGAAGCAUGUGCGCCACUUCCCGGGCACUUGGUGUUUUUUGGACUGGAGGGCGACGGACCCCCUCGCUGCCUCGUACUCGUUUCUGUAUGGCGGGUUCAUGUUGGUGUUGAUUGCGGUGACAGUUCUGUGCAACUUCGCAGUGUGUCGGUCACUUGUGGGGAUGAGCCAGAAGACGCGGAUAGUGAGAGCGAAGGUGUCCGCGCAAGUAGGCUCACGGCGCGUGUUCCUGCCCUCCGUCACCUGCCCGUCUGCGGCUGAGAUCCAAAUGUUCUGGCUGCUGAUAUUUAUGACCAUCGUUUUCCUGGUGUGCUCCAUUCCUUUGGUGGUGCGCAUCUUUGUAAACCAGCUGUAUGGUCCUUCCAACAUCUGUGCCGGAGUGAAUCCAGAUUACCGCAGUGAUCUGAUGGCCAUUCGCUUCGCCUCGUUCAACCCCAUUCUGGACCCCUGGGUAUACAUCCUCUGUAGGAAGAACCUGUUGGUCAAGGGCUGUGAGAGGGUAAAGAAGACAGUUGGACAAGUCAAGGCGGGCCGCGGGCGUAAUUUAGGCUGGGUUGGCACUAGCAAUCAUCAUUCACUCCCGUCGUUUGAACACAGCAACGAGACCAGUUACGCGUCAUUACGCACGACCAACUACAGAAACGAUUCGGAGAACCAGGUUACCACCAAAAAUAAAUCGUUUACAGACUUUACCAUGCGACAAGCCUGGGACCUUGACACGGCGCAGGCGAACUUCCAUCCGUUUAGUGUAGACCAGACUACCGUGAUCGGUUUCGAGGCGGAGAUAGCGGUGGUGUCCAAACCGGCCAUGAUCGCGUCACAGCUCGGAAGCAGCGAGGCGCUUCCGGAGAUGUGCUCACCAGCAGGUCUUCAUAGCCACGUAAGUAAAGUGGACAUAGUCACCUGUACUUUCAGCACACUAAGCUCCUGUCAAUCGGAGAAGUGCCUCUGAUCAACUGUUUCCCAACAAACAUACAUGUUUUCAUAUAGACUUACAGCAAAUGUCUGAGAUGCUGAACACAGACAGCCAGACAGACACAGGUCAUUUACCUUGAUGCAGCCUACAGGCCAGAUUACAAAGGCUGGGCUUCUGCACACAGAAGAUUUUACAAAAUGGACCCAUUUGGACAUUUUAAGAUGCACUUUAUGAAUCUGUAACGUGAUUGUACUAUGAUCAUAUUCUAAGGGGACCAUAUACACCUACUUGCCUUCAACACAGCAUUAUCUUUAUGCUUUUUGAAUUCAAUGAAUUUAAGAAUGACA
Molecule: messenger RNA, 1842 nt
Organism: Oncorhynchus kisutch (coho salmon)
Lineage: Eukaryota; Metazoa; Chordata; Actinopteri; Salmoniformes; Salmonidae
Product: prostaglandin E2 receptor EP4 subtype-like
Exons: 2
Coding region: 56-1531 (491 amino acids)
Biological process (GO): cellular response to prostaglandin E stimulus; inflammatory response; positive regulation of cytosolic calcium ion concentration
Cellular component (GO): plasma membrane
Molecular function (GO): prostaglandin E receptor activity
Source: RefSeq, a predicted model, not a curated record